Molecule: messenger RNA, 714 nt
Organism: Haemonchus placei
Lineage: Eukaryota; Metazoa; Nematoda; Chromadorea; Rhabditida; Trichostrongylidae
Source: the annotation of a GenBank genome assembly
AUGACCAAGGAUCGGCUAAGUGCCCUGAAAGCGGCACAGUCAGAGGAUGAGCAAGAUGACGAUAUGCAUGUAGAAACGGGCAAUGCCCAGUAUAUGGAAGAAUUCUUUGAGCAGGUCGAAGAAAUUCGUGGAAGUGUCGAUUUGAUUGCCAACAAUGUGGAAGAAGUCAAGAAAAAACAUUCAGCAAUCCUUUCAAACCCCGUCAAUGAUCCCAAGACCAAAGAAGAGCUCGAUGAGCUUAUGGCCAGCAUUAAGCGAACGGCUAAUAAGGUCCGCGGUAAGCUGAAGCUCAUCGAAAAUGCCAUCGAACAUGAUGAACAAUCAUCCGGGGCCGGUAAUGCGGAUUUACGUAUACGUAAAACGCAACACAGCACGUUGUCACGACGUUUUGUCGAGGUGAUGACGGACUACAAUAAAACUCAGACUGACUAUCGUGAACGCUGUAAAGGACGUAUUCAACGGCAGCUUGAUAUUGCCGGAAAACAAGUAGGUGACGAGGAUUUAGAAGAAAUGAUUGAAAGCGGUAAUCCUGGAGUGUUUACCCAAGGUAUCAUCACGGAUACCCAACAGGCAAAACAAACCCUGGCUGACAUAGAAGCACGGCAUAAUGAUAUUAUGAAGUUAGAGAGCAGUAUUCGUGAAUUACAUGAUAUGUUUAUGGAUAUGGCAAUGCUUGUUGAAAGCCAGGUCAGUACAAUUAUCCCUAAUGGUUGA